This is a messenger RNA of Carya illinoinensis, 1990 nucleotides long. RefSeq lists its product as uncharacterized. Bases 1031 to 1621 code for a protein of 196 amino acids. The record is from RefSeq and is a predicted model, not a curated record. NCBI's taxonomy places the organism in Eukaryota, Viridiplantae, Streptophyta, Magnoliopsida, Fagales, Juglandaceae. The transcript has 2 exons.
CCACAAGUUUCUUAAGGGAUCUCGAUUCCCCAGACAGCGUACAACUGUAAUUCUCCCAGUUUUUUAAAGCUCAAACAGUUGAAAAUAAAGAUCAAAUGGUUGCCCCAACUCAAAUAACACGCAAGUGUGUCUUAAUUCAUCCACAAGUUGCAUAGAUUACAGAAAAAUCUGCCCAUUGAGAUGACAAAGCAAGUACUGUUUCUUGAUUCAUCCUCAAGUUGCAUUGACUACAGGAUAAGUUUCGUAGCAUGAAUGAGGUGAAUGAUAUUUCUCAAGAUUCCUAUUUCCUUUCCCCAAAAUAAAAAUGUCGAAGUUGCAAAUCAUUUACAUAUUAAAUGCGCAAGUUGUUGCAAUGGGUUCCACCAGAAUUAAAAGUCUGGCAACAAGCACUGGGGAUGCACGUUCUGCAGACGAAAAAAUAAAAUAAAAUAAUUCGUGCGCCAACAUUUUCUACACGCUAGAAAAAGAAAAAAAACAAAGAAUUGUCCUGCUCGGAUAGAUCAAAGUAGGCCCAGGUAGCCGCAAACGGCAGGGAUUCACAUGUGACGUGCCCUGUAUUUCCUGGUUGUUCCUUUGUACGUUUCAAGAGAACGCUUGAGGAUUCCACAUUUUGUUCUGACCUGGUAAAACAGAGACGGCUUCUUUCCCAAAUUAAAGCACCGUGCGACACGUUUUUCAGAUGCUGUAUUAAGAAUCUCGGUGAAUAUAUUGUGCUAGUUUCUGAAGCCGGCAAUCAUCUGCACUCUCCGACCAAAAUCUAAGAAUAGAAAGGAGGGACAAACAUCCUUCAAUAAGUUGUCGUGACAUGUCAAGAGUUGACUUCAAAACCACGAAAAUUUCAUAGCUUUGCCAUCGUUGAAGCGGCCGCCGUUUAAAUUUCCAUUCCCCCUCUGUAUUCCACGGGGAAACUGCACUGUAAGUAACCCCUGAAGUUCCCAAGAAAUCUCUUCCUCAUUCCCACACAAAAAUCCCUCUUAUUUUCUGUAUCUACGCCAUUACUAAGCACUACAAUCCAAUCUACUAACCCACCAUGUCGAAGCAAAAUCCACCACCGUUCAUCCUGGAAAUCACUGUACUGUCGGCGGAGGGAUUGGAGACCACCUCUUCUUCAACUCUCUUUUCCCGCCGUAUCAGGCCCUUCAUCACCUUCACCACGGUUCCACCCAGUCCCUUCAGCCCCAACAAGAGCAAUAAUAAGAAGUGCCACGUGUACAAAACAAGGGUGGAUGAUAAAGGCGGCAUCAAUCCCACCUGGGGUGACAAGUUCCGGGUCCCUCUGGACACAGCCUUCUUUGCAAACAGAUUCUCCGCCAUUUAUCUCCAUCUCUUCACCAAGAGGCUCGUUGUGGGACAAGUCCAACUUGGUUGGUUUCAUAUUCCGGUCUACGACAUGGGGUCACCACCAGUUGGGUCGGUUCGGUACUUGAGUUACCGGCUGCGUGCCAGAGACGGCUCAAGGUGCCGGGGGAUUGUCAAUCUUUCCAUAAAGUUAGAAACUUUAGCCUCUGUUGCCGGCCAAAGAGUCCCAGGUUGGGGUUCACCGAUGGUUGACAUGUGUCGCACCGUGAUUGGCAUACCGGCAACGUUGUUCAGGCAUAUACAGGUAAGAGUGAGUGAGUGAGUGAGUGAGGGGACUGUUUCAAGCAGAGUUAGGUUUUACUUGAAAACAUGUCCGGGCGUUUUGACGGGUUGAGUGUUGUUGAACAGUGCCAAGUGGCUCGUGGGAAAUCCAGUUGUUUGGAACUCACCAAUAAUCAGUGAACAGAUGUAGAAAAUAUACCGUAUCAAUCAAUCAUUUGGGGGGUCGGGUUUGCACUCUGAUUUCUGCAUAUGUUAAAAAACAGGGGCCAUUAUCGUACGUCUCUAAACAGGUCUGAGACAAAAGCAUGACUGUUUCUUAUAAAGAACUACGCAAUUAUUACUGAGUUCUGAUUUUGGUUUUGAGUACACUGACGGUUGAUUACUAUAUUAAGAAUGGCUGUUUUUCCCA